AUGAUGCAAGUUCCUUCUGGAAUGCAGCUCAUUCAGAUUCCAACUCAAGGUGGCGGCACUGUUACUGUCCCUUAUUCUUUGAAUGCUAACGGUGAGAUUGCGUUCAGUGGAAUGCAGCUCAGCCAACAAGGCUUCAGUGGUGCUCAAGUGCGCCAAGGAUUCGAUGCAAUUCAAGCUCAAACUCCGCAAGCUGUGAAAACUGGAUAUUUUGAUAUGUCAAAUGUUUUUCACGAUGCUAUCAAGGAAAAGGAUGAGAAUGGCAAUGAUGUCUAUCUUAUUCCAUGUCCUACUGGUACGACAAAUGUCAAACUUCAAGCCGACUGGCACUAUGCUAGUGAAGAUGAAGAUUUGCCUGAUCUUGCUACUGAAGCAAAUCAAGGUCUGCAGUUUAUUCAAAGCCGCAGAAAGGAAAGAGAUCCAUUUGGGUUGUACGAUCAUGUCAUCAUGGACAGUGGUUGUACAAACACCACCAUUUGUAAUGGUGAGCUCAUGCAUGGACUCCGUCAUGCUGAGAAAGAACUUGACAUGCACACUAAAGUGGGCAGCAGAGUUCUCGACAAAGAAGGUUUUCUAGGGAGAUUUCCACCUCCAGUUUAUCACGAUGAAGAUGGAAUUGCCAAUGUACUUGCUAUGCGCGAGAUGAUUGCUGCGGGAUACCAUAUUAUUAUGGAUACUGAUGCUGACAAUGCUUUUAUUGUGCAUUGUGAUGGAAACAGAAAGAUGCGAUUUGUGAAUUGUAAGGGUGUAUAUGUGUUGGAGCAACUUGGAGCGAAAGUCAAACCAGGUGCCAAAGAGACAAGUGGGAUGUACCGUCGCCAGUUAAGCAACUUAAAUAAUCAACCCCAUUCAAACAAACAGAAUGGAUAUGCUGGACUCGAGAUGACCUCCAAGAUGGCAACCGCUCGAAAGAACAAGGAAGGAUUCACUCCAAGACAAGUCAGGGCUGCGAUGGAAGCGAGAAGUGCAAUGCACAUACUCAAUGCUCCAAGCACCAAAAGUCUGAAGUAUGUGAUCCGAUCUGGUCUCAUCAAAAACUGUCCUAUCACCAAAGAAGCGAUCAAUCAUGCCAAAGCAAUCUUUGGACCUGACGCCUCUACAUUGAAAAGCAAGUCAACAAGACCAACUCCGAAGAAGACGUACGAUGACUUCUUCAGUCCACCAGAGAAAUUAUAUCAGCACAAUCGAUCUAUUACCGUCUGUAUUCAUCACAUGGAGAUCAAGAAUGCUAAGUUUCUCACCUGCAUUGAUACCACUCAUUGGAUAAGUAAGAUAUUCCGCCGCUACAACAAGGCAGGCUUUCAAGUCAAGAUCAUCAAGUGUGAUUGGGCGUUCAUUCCUCUCACAGAUGAUAUGCUAGACGAUAUGGGUGUUACUAUUGACCCGACUGCAGCUGGAGACCACGAGCCUACCGCUGAGCGAAACAAUAGGACGCUGAAAGAAAGAGUCAGAGUAGUUCUUGCACGAUUACCCUACAAAGUGGUCCCAAAAGUGAUCACUGAAUGUCUUGGACGUCGAGCCGCCGAGCUAUUGAAUGUCUUUCCCCAGAAAGACAGUAUCUCAUCACAUUUCAGUCCGCAGCAACUCAUUGAUAUUGUCAAUAUCAACUACAAGAGUGACAUGGUUGCUGAACUUGGACAAAAUGUUCAUGCAAUUGGGACAGAUUCCAACAAUUAG
This is a messenger RNA of Cylindrotheca closterium, 1674 nucleotides long. Lineage: Eukaryota; Bacillariophyta; Bacillariophyceae; Bacillariales; Bacillariaceae. The record is from the annotation of a GenBank genome assembly.